Messenger RNA from Oreochromis aureus, 4220 nucleotides. RefSeq lists its product as uncharacterized. The transcript has 4 exons. The record is from RefSeq and is a predicted model, not a curated record. Bases 109 to 3198 code for a protein of 1029 amino acids. Lineage: Eukaryota; Metazoa; Chordata; Actinopteri; Cichliformes; Cichlidae. Gene Ontology annotation, molecular function: ATP hydrolysis activity; GTP binding.
GAUCUCUCUGCCUCCUCAGCAACAGAGAGCUUCCUGAAACCAACACAACAGAGACCAACGUCUGUUUAAGCAUCGCUGUGUGAAGACUCCUUCAGCCACUUCAUCACCAUGGCAACAGACAGGAUGAAGAAAAACUCAUCGAACAGUGUCCAGAUCAGUUCAGGACCUCCUGCCGUCUACAAACUGAAACCACAGAAAAAGAACUUUGGAAGAUUCACAAGAGUAACUGUAGGUGAAAAAAAUCCAGACAAGAUAAAUAAAACCAUCUUACUUGUGGGUGAAACUGGAGCAGGAAAAUCUGCUCUGAUCAACGCUCUGGUCAACUACACCAUGGGAGUGAAGUGGGAGGAAAAAGUCUGGUUUCAGAUCGUAGAGAAGAGCAGUCAGACAGAAAGUCAGACAUCAGAUGUGAUCGUGUACGAGAUCUUUGGUUUUGAAGAUAAAACUCUGCCCUACUCUCUGACCAUCAUUAAUACUCCUGGAUAUGGAAAAAAGAAAGGGAUUAAACACGAUGAAAUUGUCAGGCAAAAAUUAUUGGACUUGUUCCGAUCAGAGGAUGGAAUUCAUGAAGUUCAUGCAGUGGGUCUGGUGGUGAAGGCGGGGGAGAAUCGUCUCACUGACCGACUCACGUACAUCUUCAACUCAGUGCUGUCUUUAUUUGGAAAAGAUGUGGGUAGAAACAUUGUAGUUCUCAUCACACACUCAGGGAUUGGAACACCUACAACUACACUUAAAGCUUUUGAUGAUGCAAACAUUAAAUGUGUCAGAAAUAAGGAAAAUGUGCCUGUUCACUUCCUGUUUAAUAACCAACAGAACAUCCUGAGAAAAAAUGAAAAUGAGUUUUUUCUAUUGCACGCAUGGAAAGUAACAAAUACAGAAUUCCGUCGAUUAAAAGAGUUUCUGGAGAAGACUUCACCUCAACAGCUGCAGACAUUUAUGUUGAAUGAACGAAUCAGACUAACAGCCUGCAUCCAAAACCUGCAUGAAAGAAUUGAACUGACUGAACUGAAACAGUCAGAAAUCCAACAGUUUCAACAAGCUCUGAUGAAUAAAAACCAGGAGAAUAAGAAGUUCACUGUUGAAAUUGAUGAGGUCUACAAAGAGAAAAGACCUAUAAAUGGUGGGAGACGGUCGUUUUUUUAUGAAGGAGCUGUCUGCUGUAUGGUCUGUGAGGAGAACUGUCACUUCCCUGGAUGCACAAUUGCCUCCAACCCUGAAACCUGUGAGGUUAUGGAAGAGGGCCACUGUACUUCAUGUACUGGUAGGUGUCCUGCAUCAAAUCACGUGAAAGACAAGUGGAGGUAUGUGGCCAGUAGAAAGAGAGUUCAGGGGACCAAAGAAGAAAUAAAAAUGAAGUUUAAGAACAAAGGGAAACUUUUAAAACGUCUAAAUGAGGUCAUGAAAGUUCUAACCAGAGAGAAGUCAGACUACCUGGAUGAGUCCUACCAACUUGUUGUCACACUGCAGCGGAACGUUAAUUCAGUGUCAGCUUAUGUACAUGUGGACUUCCUGAUUGAGAAGAUGAAGGAGAGAGGAGACACAGAGAAGGUCCAGAAACUGGAGGAGAUGAGAAGCAGAGUGGAUGAAAGAACCAGAGCAGCAUUAAGGAUCAGUAACAGAUUAUCAGAGGAUGAAAAUGUUGAUCUGAUCUCUUCAGGAUUCCCUGCUGUCUACCAGCUGAGACCAAAGAAAGAGACAUUUGGAACUUUGACAAGAAUGACUGUUGGUGAAAAAAAUGUGAAGAAAACAAAUAAAACCAUCUUACUUGUGGGUGAAUCAGGAACAGGAAAAUCCACUUUGAUCAAUGCUCUGGUCAAUUACACCAUUGGAGUGAAGUGGGAGGAUGAAGUCUGGUUUCAGAUCUUAGAGGAUGUAAAUACAAGUCAGGCAGAAAGUCAGACAUCAGAUGUGAUCGUGUACGAGAUCUUUGGUUUUGAAGAUAAAACUCUGCCCUACUCUCUGACCAUCAUCGAUACUCCUGGAUACGGAGACACCAGGGGGAUUGGAUGUGAUGAGAUUGUCAUUCAAAGAUUAUUUGACUUGUUCCGAUCAGACGAUGGAGUUCGUGAAGUUCAUGCAGUGGGUCUGGUGAUGAAGGCGAGCGUUAAUCGACUGAGUAACCGACUGUCAUACAUCUUUGAUUCAGUGAUGUCUCUGUUUGGAAAAGACAUGGAGAAAAGCAUUGUAGCUCUGAUCACACACUCAGAUGGAAGACGUCCUAAAAAUGCUUUUCAAGCUCUUGAAGCAGCAAAAAUAAACUGUGCCAAAAAUGAGAAGAACCAGCCUGUUCACUUCCUGUUUAAUAGCUGCCAGCAUGAAGACCGAACAGAGGAAGAAGAAUACCUGAAAAUUGCUGGUCAAAUAUCAGAGAAAGGAAUGAGAGAUUUCACAGAUUUUCUGGAAAAAACUUCACCUCAAAAACUUGACAAAACUGUGGAUGUUCUGAAUGAACGAAUCAGACUGACAGCCUGCAUCCAAAACCUGCAAGACAGAAUCAAACUCACUGAACUAAAGCAGACAGAAAUCAGACAGAUUCAAGAAGCUCUGAAAAAACAUAAAGAAGGGAUGAAAAAACAUCAGAAUUUCACUGUUGAACUUGAUGAAGUCUACAAAGAUAAAAAACAUAUAAAUGGUGGAAUGUAUUUUGUUUUUUAUAGAGGAGCCGUCUGCUGUACAAUCUGUGAAGAGAACUGUCACUAUCCUGGAUGCACAAUGGCCUGGUAUGCUAAACACUGUGAGGUCAUGAAAGAUGGCUGCUGCACUGUUUGCACUGGGAAGUGUCUUGCAUUAGAUCAUGUGAAAGAAAACUGGAUCUAUGUGACAAAGACAAGAAAAAUUCAGAGGGCUAUAGAAGAUGUGAAACAGAAGUAUGAAAAGCACAAGGCAGAAAGUCAAAACACACUGAGCUUGUUGCAAAAUCUUGAACGUGAAAUGAACCAACUGACAGCAGAGAAGUCACAGUUACUGGAUGAGUCCUACCAACAUCUUGUCAGACUGGAGCAGAUCGCUCUGAAAGCUGAUUCAGCGUCCACUAUUCUCCACCUGGACUUCCUGAUUGAGAAGAUGGAGGAAGAAGGAAACACAGAGAAGGUCCAGAAACUGGAGGAGAUGAGAAGCAGAGUGGAUGAAGGAACCAUAGACGCUCUGCAGUACACUUACAGUAUGGUCAAAAAAGUGCCAAAAACAAAGAUUCACUAAAGUAAAAAAAUGUUUUUAAAAAUCAAAUUUUUAAACAUCAUCUUUAAACAUCAAACAUUCCCUUUUUUAGAUGAAUUUUUGUUUGAUAAAUGUGGAAAUUUGCACCACAAACCACACCAGCGUUUUGUCAGAUCAAGCAAGGCUUGUCAACUUAAUAAAUAAAUAUACAUUUUUCUCCUUUCACCCCAGACAACAAAGUUCUUCACCCAUUUGCAUCCAUCCUUUACAUUACUGCCAUCUUGUGUCAGCAGCCAGCUAUCGAUGCUGAAAGCUGCGCUUGUUUCAUGCUCAUAGGAAAGUGUAGUCUCUGUUCGAUGGCCGUGUCAACAUCCAGAAGCUGGGGAGCAUGUCUUGUCUAAUAAAACAGGCAAGUUGAGCAGGUGCAGACUCAGCAGUGCUGUCGGAUUAAUAUCUGUAAAAAUGUCUAAUAUGACACCAUGUGAGUGAUGUGUGGAUGAUGUUGCUUUGAAAAAAAAACUCUGUUUAAUUUUUCCGUUUAAAACAUUUAAUUUUCAUUCAUAUUUUAAUCUCCCCAUAGCUAUCGACAGUUAACUGUGUCACAUAAUUCUCAAGCUUUUUAAUUCAGCAGAUUUUUUUUCUUAUGUUAUUAAUGCAUUUUUAUAUUCUUAAAAAUAACUAGCUUAGCUUUAUGUAAAAAUCAUUGUAUGCAAUAUUUUAAAAUUGUGUUCAACUAAUAAUACACAAUUAAUUCAUGUAGAGUAACAGUAAAAAUAUCAUUGUAUGAUGAGAGAGACUCGGGACUCAGUGGAGAAAUCCAGUCCAGUCCUGAAAUCUGAUCUUCUUUUAUCUGAUUGAUAGUUUGGAUUCUUCAUGUGUGUUCAUGCUCUCAAUGACUGCUUGAAAUAUUUCUGAUGACUCAGGCCGAGUGGAAACAUUUGGAUCUCUUCACGUUGGACUUGAUUUGUUCAAAUUCUCUAUAUUCUGUUCUUCCACAUGAAAUCAUCUCCUGCUUGAUGCACUUUUCUGUCAAUCCUGAAUAAAAUCUCAGCUUCAUUCAGUCA